CGGCCGUUCGGUCCCCAGCCACGUUCUCGGCCGCUUCCCUCUUCUCUCCCCGCCUCCCUGCCUCCGUACGGACGCGGCCGGGGCGGGAGCCGAGCCGGAGUCGAGCCGGAGCUGGAGCCGGAGCCGCAACCGCACAGACGUGGAAACAUGGAGGCCUGAGCCGGCGUGCGCCACCCUGGCUGCGGCGGCGACGGCGGCUUCUUCCGAUCCCCCUCUACCACCCGCUCCUGUGUCGGUGGAGCUGGAAGCGGAUCUGCCCUCCGGCUGAGACAGGUUGUCUUGUGGAAAUGAAGGCUUAAGGGCAAAUUACCUACCAGAUUAAAGAUGGGAUCGAACAGCAGCAGAAUCGGUGAUCUUCCUAAAAAUGAGUACUUAAAAAAGUUAUCGGGCACAGAAUCUGUCUCUGAGAACGACCCGUUCUGGAAUCAGCUUCUCUCGUUUUCUUUCCCCGCACCAACCAGCAGCACUGAGCUGAAGCUUUUGGAAGAAGCAACCAUUUCAGUCUGCAGGUCUUUAGUUGUAAACAACCCUCGAACAGGAAACCUUGGUGCGCUAAUUAAGGUCUUCCUUUCUAGAACCAAAGAACUAAAACUUUCGGCAGAAUGUCAGAACCACAUCUUCAUUUGGCAGACACACAAUGCUUUGUUCAUUAUUUGCUGCCUGCUGAAAGCGUUCAUCUGUGAGAUGUCAGAAGAGGAACUGCAGCUUCAUUUUACUUAUGAAGAAAAGGCUCCUGGCAGUUACAGUUCUGACUCUGAAGAUCUUUUGGAAGAAUUGCUCUGUUGUUUGAUGCAGUUAAUCACUGAUAUUCCGCUCCUAGAUAUUACAUAUGAAAUCUCAGUAGAAGCUGUAUCAACAAUGGUGGUUUUCCUUUCUUGCCAACUCUUCCACAAGGAAGUUUUGCGACACAGUAUCAGUCACAAGUAUUUGAUGCGAGGUCGAUGUCUUCCGUACACCAGCAAACUUGUGAAAACCUUAUUGUAUAACUUUAUCAGACAAGAAAAGCCGCCCCCUCCAGGAGCACAGGUGCUCCCACAGCAGUCGGAGGGGGGAGGACUGCUCUAUGGACUUGCGUCAGGAGUAGCAACUGGCCUCUGGACUGUCUUCACACUGGGUGGCGUGGGCAGCAAAGCAGCUGCCUCUCCAGAACUUUCUUCCCCUCUGGCCAACCAGAGUCUCCUGCUUCUGCUGGUGCUGGCCAACCUGACUGAUGCUGCAGAUGCACCAAACCCCUAUAGACAAGCCAUUAUGUCCUUUAAGAAUACACAAGAUAGCAGUCCUUUCCCCUCAUCAAUUCCACACGCUUUCCAGAUUAACUUCAACAGUUUGUACACAGCUCUGUGUGAACAGCAGACAUCUGACCAGGCAACUCUCCUCUUGUACACGUUGCUCCAUCAGAAUAGUAAUGUUAGAACAUACAUGUUGGCUCGCACAGAUACGGAAAAUCUUGUUUUACCAAUUCUUGAGAUUCUGUAUCAUGUCGAAGAAAGAAAUUCACACCAUGUGUAUAUGGCCCUUAUAAUAUUAUUGAUCCUUACAGAAGACGAUGGCUUUAAUAGAUCCAUUCACGAAGUGAUAUUAAAAAAUAUUACUUGGUAUUCAGAGCGGGUUUUAACUGAAAUUUCACUGGGGAGUCUUCUGAUACUGGUUGUAAUAAGAACCAUUCAGUACAACAUGACGAGGACAAGAGACAAGUACCUUCACACCAACUGUCUGGCUGCUUUAGCAAACAUGUCGGCACAGUUCCGUUCUCUCCAUCAGUAUGCUGCCCAGAGGAUCAUCAGUUAUACCUGCCGCCACUUGCGGAGAUAUGUUUAUGUGUUGGACAAACUGUAUUUCCCCCACUCUCACUGUUCUACGCUUCAGCAUUGCUUCUCGACCCUCAGUGACAAUGGAGAGGAACUCUUGUCUUUAACUUGCUCUCACAUUCUCAGAUCCUAUGCUUCCAGUUUGUUUUCCUUGCUGUCUAAAAAACACAACAAAGUUCUGGAACAAGCCACACAGUCCUUGAGAGGUUCACUGAGUUCCAAUGAUGUUCCUCUACCAGAUUACGCACAAGACCUGAAUGUCAUCGAAGAAGUGAUUCGAAUGAUGUUAGAGAUCAUCAAUUCCUGCCUGACAAAUUCUCUUCACCACAAUCCAAACUUGGUGUACGCACUGCUUUACAAACGAGAUCUCUUUGAACAGUUUCGAACUCAUCCUUCAUUUCAGGAUAUAAUGCAAAAUAUUGAUCUGGUGAUCACCUUCUUCAGCUCACGAUUACUGCAGGCUGGAGCUGAGCUGUCAGUGGAACGGGUCCUGGAAAUCAUCAAGCAGGGGGCUGUCGCGCUGCCCAAAGACCGGCUGAAGAAAUUUCCAGAAUUGAAAUUCAAAUAUGUGGAAGAGGAGCAGCCCGAGGAGUUUUUUAUCCCCUAUGUGUGGUCUCUGGUCUACAACUCAGCAGUAGGCCUCUACUGGAACCCACAGGACAUCCAGCUCUUCACGAUGGAUUCCGACUGAGGGCAGGACACCGUCUCCCACCCUCAUCUCCCUCCCGCCGAGCAGCCCUUCAAGUUACUUUCUUCCGGGGGAACAGAAGUAGACAGAUUGCCUGAUGUAUCUUCUAGCAAAGAGGAUCACACAGGCGUGCUUCCCUUACACGCUUGGAUUUGGAGAAUUGGUGCCAGUUGGCAGUAGAUCACUCAGCUUAGAUUGUAGUGCAAAAAGGGGGGGCGGGGGGCACACGACAAUAAUAAAUGUAAAAACCUGCUAUUCCACAUGCAGUUUUAUUUCUAAACCAAAAAUCUAGAGCUUUUCCAGGAACCCGAUGCCUUAGGCAUAUAACACUUUACCAGUACAUACUAUUUUUUUUCUUUGCAUGUUCAAGAUUUUUGUUUUGGUCCUGUGUAUGUGUGUGUGUGUGUGUGUGUGUUUUCAACAUAGAGAAAUAUCUGAAAAGAUGAUGAGACAGGAAUUAGUAAGGAAAUGAAGUCAUAUGUAUGAGGGGUUGCCUUCCAGAGGGCCCAUGAUUUAAUAAACACUAUGCCCGGGCCGUUGGAUAUAAGCCUUUAGAUCAGAUCCUCUGCAUCUUUCAAAGAAAGAAGUGGCUCCUUCUCAUGAAGCUCAGAUUAGCUUUUCUGUGGGUUUGGCCUCUGAGCUGUAGCUGAAUUAAAUUGGAGUCUAGCACAAAUUAAGUUAAUCUACUCUGUAUUAAUCAUUGGUAAAAGAAAAGCUUCAUUUUGAAAGCAAUCUUUUUUCUUCAACCAGACUAAUAGGAGAAAAGGAGACCAAUUUGAUUAAUACAGUAUUCCACAUGAGAUGAAAAACAUGUUUUUCUCUUCAUUUCUGACUUUAUUUAAACUCUUUUGGACCCUGAGCUAGAGGAAGAAGCUUCUCUGAGGGAAACCUUCGCCGGGCUGCCCUGAGCAGAGCAUGCCUUCCAGAGCCGCGGGUACUGAAGGCAGAGUGGGCUGGUCCUUUGGAGGCCAGGUCUGAGUCCACGACCACCCUCUCACAGCCUGGAUGAGGAGCCUCGUUUCAUUCUCAAAGACACAAAAAGUAUUUGCUUUUCUGCGUAGAAAGCACGUAAUCUCAAAUGAGACUGAGCACCCCGUGUCAGUCAGCUGUUGCCUAAUCUCUAUCGGGAACUAGUUCUCUCCUCUCCCUGUGUCCCUGGGCUGGAGGCCGGAGUCAUUUUGGUCCAUCACAAUCUCAGAGGGUCUGGGAGGAGCUAUGUCCAGUCACAGCAAGCUCUGGAAAGGUCAAAAACACGCCAGCACGUCAGUGCACAUCUGUGUGGCUUCCGCCCGUGAAAAGCCUGGGCUGCUUCAUCUCUUCAGUGGGCUUUUGAGGCUAGCCAGACAAUUUCCUCGUCCUCACCAGGAUACUCCCCGGGGCAGGUUGGCUGGCUGAUGGACAAAGGGCCAUUGCUGGCGGCUGGACCUAGGAGGCAAGGGCAGGUUGCCUGCGGCCUCCUCGGGCCUUGCUCUGUUCAGGCCUCUUCCUGUCUCCACAAAUGGCUGGGGACUCUCCUGUAUCUCACUUAAGAUCACACAGACAGGGCCUCAGACUGGCAGAUGAGACGUGUUAACAGCUCCUGCUUAGUCGAGCCCAGGGGGAGAGGCGGUUUGAAGGUGGAUGGGUCAAUCCUCACAGUCUGAAUGAUGAUCAUUUUAGGUGGCAAUUAUUUUAUGUUCCCCACAUGGGGAAAUGAUAGACAGCUUGAAUUUGCUUCCAAAGCAUUUUGACUUGCUUCCUUUCCUUUAAACCAAAACACACAAUGUUAAAAGGGUCGCGUGCAGCACCUGAACCUCUGUUCGGACCGUGGAUCUGUCCUUGGAGGCUGAGGACUGGGCAGUGCCAUGGGAUAAUCACUAGGCUGCAGGCCUAUCAGUUCUCGGGGCAGGAGGAAAUAGGGUCCCCCAAAAGUCAGUCAGAGAGGGCCAACAACCAAGGAGCCCUUGACUGAGGGGAAUCCCACAGUUCCCUCUCCAGGCCACCUGGCUCACCAAGGUGCCUCCAAAGCCCCAUUCUCCAGCAUGCUCCUCUCCCCCACCCGCUUUUAAUGAACCAAACAGUGGAAGUGCUUACUGGCCUAAAAGCUUAAGCCAGGGCUACCGCCUCAGGCAGCACGUGGGCCCACGCUCCCAGACACCACUGCGUCACUGCCUCAGCUCUGGAGACCCACCAGGAGUCUUCUGAUUUUUGUGAAAGAUCUAUUACAUGACAAUAAAUUUAACUGAUAAACUUGAA
This is a messenger RNA of Leptonychotes weddellii (Weddell seal), 4731 nucleotides long. NCBI's taxonomy places the organism in Eukaryota, Metazoa, Chordata, Mammalia, Carnivora, Phocidae. The record is from RefSeq and is a predicted model, not a curated record.